Messenger RNA from Procambarus clarkii (red swamp crayfish), 2481 nucleotides. Lineage: Eukaryota; Metazoa; Arthropoda; Malacostraca; Decapoda; Cambaridae. The record is from RefSeq and is a predicted model, not a curated record.
AUGAUGAACCUGACGCCUUCACUCCAGAACAAUCCAAAAUGUUCACAUGUUGCAUGUUGCAUGUUCACACAUGCAAGAUCAAAAUCACGAACCUCUGCCAGUACUGGACCUGUACUUACAACUGAAGGUUCAUACACAAACGACGACAAAGAAAUUAAAGAAAUCCUAAAAAGUUGUGAUGUUCAUGAGACGGUGAGAACGGCCUGUAACACACCGUGCAAGACCCUUGGUGCCUCCAAGACCCUCGGUGCCUCCAAGACCCUCGGUGCCUCCAAGACCCUCGGUGCCUCCAAGACCCUCGGUGCCUGCAAGACCCUCGGUGCCUGCAAGACCCUCGGUGCCUCCAAGACCCUCGGUGCCUCCAAGACCCUCGGUGCCUCCAAGACCCUCGGUGCCUCCAAGACCCUCGGUGCCUCCAAGACCCUCGGUGCCUGCAAGACCCUCGGUGCCUCCAAGACCCUCGGUGCCUCCAAGACCCUCGGUGCCUGCAAGACCCUCGGUGCCUCCAAGACCCUCGGUGCCUGCAAGACCCUCGGUGCCUCCAAGACCCUCGGUGCCUCCAAGACCCUCGGUGCCUCGGUGCCUGCAAGACCCUCGGUGCCUCCAAGACCCUCGGUGCCUCCAAGACCCUCGGUGCCUGCCGGUGCCUGCAAGACCCUCGGUGCCUGCAAGACCCUCGGUGCCUCCAAGACCCUCGGUGCCUGCAAGACCCUCGGUGCCUCCAAGACCCUCGGUGCCUGCAAGACCCUCGGUGCCUGCAAGACCCUCGGUGCCUGCCCCUCGGUGCCUGCAAGACCCUCGGUGCCUCCAAGACCCUCGGUGCCUGCAAGACCCUCGGUGCCUCCAAGACCCUCGGUGCCUGCAAGACCCUCGGUGCCUCCAAGACCCUCGGUGCCUCCAAGACCCUCGGUGCCUCCAAGACCCUCGGUGCCUGCAAGACCCUCGGUGCCUCCAAGACCCUCGGUGCCUGCAAGACCCUCGGUGCCUGCAAGACCCUCGACCCUCGGUGCCUCCAAGACCCUCGGUGCCUCCAAGACCCUCGGUGCCUCCAAGACCCUCGGUGCCUGCAAGACCCUCGGUGCCUCCAAGACCCUCGGUGCCUCCAAGACCCUCGGUGCCUGCAAGACCCUCGGUGCCUCCAAGACCCUCGGUGCCUCCAAGACCCUCGGUGCCUCCAAGACCCUCGGUGCCUGCAAGACCCUCGGUGCCUCCAAGACCCUCGGUGCCUCCAAGACCCUCGGUGCCUCCAAGACCCUCGGUGCCUGCAAGACCCUCGGUGCCUCCAAGACCCUCGGUGCCUCCAAGACCCUCGGUGCCUGCAAGACCCUCGGUGCCUCCAAGACCCUCGGUGCCUCCAAGACCCUCGGUGCCUCCAAGACCCUCGGUGCCUCCAAGACCCUCGGUGCCUCCAAGACCCUCGGUGCCUCCAAGACCCUCGGUGCCUCCAAGACCCUCGGUGCCUCCAAGACCCUCGGUGCCUCCAAGACCCUCGGUGCCUCCAAGACCCUCGGUGCCUCCAAGACCCUCGGUGCCUCCAAGACCCUCGGUGCCUCCAAGACCCUCGGUGCCUCCAAGACCCUCGGUGCCUCCAAGACCCUCGGUGCCUCCAAGACCCUCGGUGCCUCCAAGACCCUCGGUGCCUGCAAGACCCUAGAUGCCUCCAAGACCCUCGGUGCCUCCAAGACCCUCGGUGCCUCCAAGACCCUCGGUGCCUCCAAGACCCUCGGUGCCUCCAAGACCCUAGAUGUCUCCAAGACCCUCGGUGCCUGCAAGACCCUAGAUGCCACCAAGACCCUCGGUGCCUCCAAGACCCUCGGUGCCUCCAAGACCCUCGGUGCCUCCAAGACCCUCGGUGCCUGCAAGACCCUCGGUGCCUCCAAGACCCUCGGUGCAUCCAAGACCCUCGGUGCCUCCAAGACCCUCGGUGCCUCCAAGACCCUCGGUGCCUCCAAGACCCUCGGUGCCUCCAAGACCCUCGGUGCCUCCAAGACCCUCGGUGCCUCCAAGACCCUAGAUGUCCUCGGUGCCUGCAAGACCCUAGAUGCCACCAAGACCCUCGGUGCCUCCAAGACCCUCGGUGCCUCCAAGACCCUCGGUGCAUCCAAGACCCUCGGUGCCUCCAAGACCCUAGAUGCCUGCAAGACCCUCGGUGCCUGCAAGACCCUAAAUGCCUCCAAGACCCUCGGUGCAUCCAAGACCCUCGGUGCCUCCAAGACCCUCGGUGCCUCCAAGACCCUCGGUGCCUCCAAGAUCCUCGGUGCCUCCAAGACCCUCGGUGCCUCCAAGAUCCUCGGUGCCUCCAAGACCCUCGGUGCCUCCAAGACCCUCGGUGCCUCCAAGACCCUCGGUGCCUCCAAGACCCUCGGUGCAUCCAAGACCCUCGGUGCCUCCAAGACCCUCGGUGCCUCCAAGAUCCUCGGUGCCUCCAAGACCCUCGGUGCCUCCAAGACCCUGCAAAAAGAGUCUACCAAACAACCUUGA